UCAUGACUCACAAACAUCAAGAUAUACAAUUUCAGAGUCCCAAACACUACUGACCAGAGUAUAUUAACUAUAUACUCUGUACAUCUCCUGGUUCCACCUCCAUCUCCAACUCUGUCUAAAGAUAUAUACCCAGAAGAAAAUAGAAAACCAUAAAAUGGGCAAGCAAAAGGCAGUGAUUAGCGUGAUAUUGAAGGAUGAGAAGGCUCGCACCAAGGCUUUUAAGAUUGCUGUUUGCCAGCCAGGAGUUGUUGCGGCGUCAAUACAGGUAGAGAAGGGGCAGAUAGAGGUGGUGGGGGAGUUCGACGCGGUGGUGCUGGCCACCACGCUGCGUAAGAAAUUGGGCCACGCCGAUCUUCUCACGGUGGCGCCCGUGGUGGAGAAAAAGGAUGAGGCCCCAAAGGCCAAUAAACCCGCCGCCGCCACAAAGGAAGAGCCACCAAAGACCCAAACCGUGACAAUCAGUAACCCUCUCACCUAUUACCCACCGCCUUCUAACACCACACUCUACCCUCCAUACCCAGUUCCCCAUUACUAUAAUGAAGACGCUGGAUGCACAGUGAUGUAAAAUCAUCCCAAUUCAAUUGUGAUGUAAGAAAAUUCAUCUACUAAUCCUCAUAAGAGAUGAGGAGUUUGAAGUUGUUCUUUGAAGUCAAGAGUCAACGACAUUUAUCAGAUCUAUUAGUUUUUCUUUUUUUAAUUACUACUGUAUUUUAAUUUUUUUUGUUUGAGAUUAGUUAGAGAAAGGCUCAAUUUUAUGUACUCCGUAGGUACUUGUGUAUAUACUCCCUUCCUAUACAAAUAAAAUUUUCGUCGGACGUUACGAUGUUUGAUUAAAGUUAUUUUCAAAUC
Messenger RNA from Cuscuta campestris, 849 nucleotides. The record is from the annotation of a GenBank genome assembly. NCBI's taxonomy places the organism in Eukaryota, Viridiplantae, Streptophyta, Magnoliopsida, Solanales, Convolvulaceae.